Molecule: messenger RNA, 3718 nt
Organism: Bombina bombina (fire-bellied toad)
Lineage: Eukaryota; Metazoa; Chordata; Amphibia; Anura; Bombinatoridae
Product: hippocampus abundant transcript 1 protein
Exons: 11
Coding region: 614-1972 (452 amino acids)
Biological process (GO): transmembrane transport
Cellular component (GO): membrane
Molecular function (GO): transmembrane transporter activity
Source: RefSeq, a predicted model, not a curated record
GUGCGCGCAGCUGCCAGCCGAGACUUACCAAGAGGAGGCCGUUAGCCACCGGUGUAGCACUGAGUUUGUAAGAGCGGCUAGGUCCGGCAGUGCCGGGGUUUGGAUUCUGGAUCCGUUAAGGGAGGAGGGUCGGCCGGGAGAGGGCACUGGAGCUCAGUAUCCCGAGCCUCCCGCAAGUACCGUGAAAUUAUCUGUGGGGGAAUAUUCUUGCACAUCUGGGGAACAUAGGCAGACAACACCAAGCUCUCCACCAGUCUCGCAGACAUCUGGGCAGUGUUCAUCUUUAUGUGUGGCCGCGCACCCCUCAUACCCAGCUCCUGCAUAUCCAGUAUUGCUUGACCCCAACUCGCUACACGACAUAGAACUAACAUCGUUACCCACAAAAACCGGGGACUGCAUUAAUAUAUACCCGUUAUCUCUGUACACAGUGACUGGACACCUAGGCACAUCACCGGCCGCCUACUACGUCCAAGAGCAGAGUGUAUUUUCUGCACCUCAGCUCAUACCAGCUGGACCCUGCGAGCCAGCCCUGGACCCCCAGGCAGGAGGCCCCCAUAUAGUAACCCGGACAUCUCUGCUGUCAGCUGCCCAGGGGCAGGAUGAGGACAACAAGAUGAGCCAGGAGAAGAAAAAGAAGCCCAAUGGCAUCAUGUUGGUAAAAGGCAUCCUUAUGAAAGAUGGAAGCACGCGACAGGGCAUUGGAAGACCUAGCGUGUACCAUGCAGUUGUUGUCAUCUUCUUAGAAUUCUUUGCCUGGGGAUUGUUAACAACUCCAAUGUUAGGAGUGUUACAUGAUACAUUUCCUGAACAUACUUUUCUAAUGAAUGGACUCAUUCAAGGAGUAAAGGGCUUCCUGUCAUUCAUGAGUGCUCCACUAAUUGGUGCUUUGUCAGAUAUAUAUGGAAGAAAAUCUUUCCUUCUUGUCACUGUGUUCUUUACCUGUUUUCCAAUUCCCCUAAUGAAAAUAAGCCCAUGGUGGUAUUUUGCGAUGAUCUCAGUAUCUGGGGCAUUCUCUGUUACUUUCUCUGUAAUAUUUGCUUAUGUUGCUGACAUUACACAGGAACACGAAAGGAGUACAGCUUAUGGGCUGGUAUCUGCUACAUUUGCAGCAAGUUUGGUAACCAGCCCUGCAAUUGGUGCUUAUCUCUCUGCUUUCUAUGGCGACAAUCUUGUUGUCCUUGUGGCUACUGUGGUUGCACUGUUAGACAUCUGUUUCAUUUUGUUGGCUGUCCCAGAAUCUUUGCGAGAGAAAAUGAGACCAGCUUCCUGGGGAGCACAGAUUUCAUGGGAGCAAGCUGACCCAUUUGCAGUCAUAUGCUUUACUCCAAGUAGCAUUGCUGCAUUCAUUGCAGUUGUUGGUAUUUUGUCUAUUAUAGCUCAGACUGUAUUCCUCAGUAUCCUUAUGCGGUCGAUAGGAAACAAGAAUACUGUCCUCCUUGGUCUUGGUUUUCAAAUGUUUCAACUGGCUUGGUAUGGAUUUGGAUCCCAGCCUUGGAUGAUGUGGGCUGCUGGAGCUAUUGCAGCAAUGUCAAGUAUCACUUUCCCUGCAGUGAGUGCCCUAAUUUCCCAUAAUACAGAAUCAGAUAAACAAGGUGUUGCCCAAGGAAUGGUGACUGGUAUACGAGGUUUAUGCAACGGCCUUGGACCAGCACUCUAUGGAUUUGUCUUCUUUCUCUUCCAUGUAGAACUUAAUGGUGAUGUAACUGUGCCUAGUUCAGAGAAAACCACAAUAAAAGAUCCAUCUGAUGCCAAAGCCAUUAUCCCAGGCCCACCAUUCUUGUUUGGAGCUUGUGCUGUGCUUCUUGCAUUCCUGGUUGCCUUAUUCAUCCCGGACCACAGCAGCCAUUCAACCAAAAACAUUGGAAACGGGAAGCACAACAGCAGCAACAUCAUCAGCAACACAACAAUAAGUAAUAUGGAUCGAGGAAGUGAUGAAGAUAUAGAGCCACUGUUGCAUGACAGUAGCCUAUGAGCAUUUCCCAAAGUAUCAUUAGGCAUUAAAACAUGGUGGAUGCAAAGAAAAUAUAUCAGGUUCAACUGAAGAAAAUCUAUAAUAAUAAUAAAAAAAGAAAUCCAUGACACUGUUAAUACUGCCAUUACCUUUUUAAUGUUCUUAUAUACAAAGUAGAAUACCUAUUCACUGCAUGGGAGAUUGCAUGCGUAGCAGAAGUCUCCAGCAGUAAAGCAAGCAAAAGGUUUGAGAACUUAUUUUAUGUUUUGUUGUUUUUUUGUUUUUUUUGCUACCUCAAACCUUGUCAUUGCAUUAAACAAAUUUGACAAAGUGAAACAAUGCAGUGACAGAGUUUUGAUCUUGAAAAGGUAUCAUAUGCAAAGUGAGUUGGUAGAUGGUGUUUUGAUGCACCUUACAGUGCCUGCGUUAUAUAUAUAUAUUUUUGUGAGAGGAAUACUCCAUUUUGACUUUCUGCUGAGGAGACAUGUCUCUUGCAUUCUGAAUCUACCAUUGGCUGUCUUGUGGAAGGCAUUCACUCCUGUGACAAAAGAAAGGCUGGAUAAAUCCUAUGUAGAAUACGUUUUUUUUUUAGCCUCCAGUUUUAAGGACAUCCACAAAAAAGAAAAAAAAAAACUAUUUGCUAUUUGUGCACUUCAGUAAACCAUACCUAGAGCAGUUAUUGAGUUUCACAGUACAUGUUCCCUAAUUACAUAUAUAUAAUGAAUUAGCAAAAUAUAUUUUUUCUUUUGCAGGCAAAAGCUCCUUACUAUUUAUUUGCAUUGACUCCAAAAUGGUAAUUCUAGUUGAACUAGUAAUAAACACAUUUUACAAAUUUGUGUAAGAAAAAAUAAGGCAUUUAAAACAUAGUUACAAAACAUGAAACCAAUGACUAUAUAAAUAUUGUCCUAAAUUGAAAAAGUGUCCUGAAUUGAUAAGUGUGGUAGUACUAUUUAUUGCAGAUGUUAAAUCCAGUGGAUGCUUUUUCUCUUUUAAUACUAAAGAGGUUAAGUAAUAUUUCAAGAGCAAUGCAAUUCGAAAUCUGGGUCAUGAUAAAAUAGGUGCUCUAAUGUUAUUACCUGAACUUUACCAAUUUGAAGGAAGUCCUAUAUUUCACAACAUUCCUAAUUACGAGGUUUCUGAACGCAAUGCUGGUGGAUGCUAUUCAGCAGUCAGCUUAUCCGUUUUUUUUCUAAUGUUUACUAAGAACUCUAAUUAUGGUCACCUCAUUGUGUACACCCCAGCCUUAACUGCUAUGAAGAGUGCAUUGUCACAAAUCAUAGCCUUCAUAUCAAACACUUUUCCUUUACUGCUUUGCUCCAACAGAUAUGCAGUCUGUUUCCUUUCUUGUAAAGUAGGGUACUUUGUCUCAUCAAACAUAAAGAUUGAGCAAAUAUAUGAAAGUACACAGACUUACAUGUAUUUUUCUGAAAUAGACAAAAGAAAAAAUCAUUAACUAAGCACUGCUUUUAAUGUUUUAUAUGUAGAUAUUUGUAUGAAACUUAGUUUUUCCCCUUAUGAGAGGCUGUGUAUAUCUUGUAUUUAUAACUGUAACAAGAUUCUUGACUGAAAAUAUACUGCUUUUUAUAUAAAGGAUUAUCUAUGACUGAGAAAAGGUCUUUUUUCUUAAUAUAUAUAUUUUGGAAUGUUAUACCUUCAACAGAGAAUAACGUACAUUUUGUAAUAUGCAUUUGGUUUUUAUGUUACAAGGUUCAGAAUACAUAAUAAACUGGUCAAGGUAUGCUCAAAUUAAAUGUCUUUUCCUUUUAA